CACAUCGCCCCUCCGCCCGCACCCACCUGGAAGCCGGCAAGCCGCCCCCGCCCCGGACGAAGCGACCCAUCACCACCACCACCGGUUCAGUCAGCUCCGGCCUCCGGCGUCACACCGCGCGCCUGGCCUGGCUAUAAACACCCGCCCCCUCCCCACGGCGGCACGGCACGGCGGCCAAAACUGCACGGGAUAUUUCCCUUGUCCGCUCGGCUGGGCACGUCGACUCCAAAGCGAAGCGAAGCGAGGAAAAGGCAGUAGAACUGAGCCCCGAGGAGUAGGAGGAUGAGCACCAUGGCCGUGGCGUCGUCGUCGCUGAACCCGAACGCGCCGCUCUUCAUCCCGGCGGCGUACCGGCAGGUGGAGGACUUCUCGCCCGAGUGGUGGGAGCUCGUCAAGACCACCGCCUGGUUCCGCGACCACUGGUUCCGCCAGCACCAGCUCCACGAGGCGGCCUACGAAGCCGCCGCCUUCGGCCUCCCCGACGACGCCGACGUCGACGUCGCCGCGCUCCUCCCCGACGACUCCGUCGACCUGCUCGACACCGACGACCUCUUCUACGCGCCCGACCACCACGUCGCCAAGCCCGCCGGGUACGACCUCGACGUGCUCAGGGCGGUCAGCCUCGGCUCCCCGAGGGCCGUCGUCGGCGCACCGUCGCCGCGCGCCCAGCAGCAGAGGCACGCCGACAAGCCGGCGCACCACGUCGGCGUCAGGGGCGCCGCGCGCCGCGUCAUCCACCAGCCUCGCUAGAAGCCUUUCCUCGUCCCAUGGCGACCCACGAUGGCUGCUGCGGCUGCUGCUGUCUAGUGUAACAUCAAGUCUAGUCUGUUUCUGUGUAUACGUACGACUAAAAAAAGAGAGGAGAAACUCAACCAAGGAGUCUGGAGCUCUCCUCUCCUUGUAGUUUCUUAUGUUCAGUUCAGAUCAGGUCGAUCGAGCCGAGCUGUCUUAGAAAAGAGAGAAAAAAAAGAAAAAAAUUGGAGUGAUGCAGAAUCAUGUACUCCUCCUCCCUUGUUCAUGUUGUUGGAUAUAAGAUGGCAAGCAGUCUGAUGUUAGAAGUUAUUCUUCACCGGAUGCUUC
Panicum virgatum (switchgrass) is the source of this 1080-nucleotide messenger RNA. Its product is annotated as protein EARLY RESPONSIVE TO DEHYDRATION 15-like. Lineage: Eukaryota; Viridiplantae; Streptophyta; Magnoliopsida; Poales; Poaceae. The record is from RefSeq and is a predicted model, not a curated record. The transcript is spliced from 2 exons. The coding region runs from base 283 to 750 and encodes 155 amino acids.